AUGAGAGCCGGGGCAAGGGGCCCAAGUGCUAUGAUUGCGGGGAGUUUGGUCACGUUGCCCGGAAGCGAGAAAACCGCCCCCUGUACCGCCGAGCAGGAUGGGUCGGCGGAACCGCUUAACCAAGAUUUGGAGGAGAAGACCCGGGCAAUGCUUGAGGACUCGGGGCUGGCCAAAGAGUUGGUUUUUGAGGCCCGAGCAUUCCGCCACGUCCCCAAGCAGCGGAGGCGUAAGCUAGAUCCGGUGAGCGAGCGUUGUGUGUUCGUGGGGUACGAGCCGGAUUCGAAGACGUAUAGGUUGCUCCGGGACCGUGACGGGAAUUUGAUCACCUCCCGGGACGCCAUCAUUGACGAGGGGAGCGAUGGGUUGUCGAGCUCGGCUCCGACCCCACGGACGGUUCCCAGACGGCGGAGAGUCACGGCGCACAAGUUCACACGUUGGCCCAUGAGGGGGCCAAAAGUUGAAUCUCUGCGCGAGGGCGACGCGGCCGCCGCGCGCGCUUUCACAAACGGGCCAAACUGA
This is a messenger RNA of Klebsormidium nitens, 519 nucleotides long. The record is from the annotation of a GenBank genome assembly. NCBI's taxonomy places the organism in Eukaryota, Viridiplantae, Streptophyta, Klebsormidiophyceae, Klebsormidiales, Klebsormidiaceae.